UGCUAAGGGCGGUACACCAGGACAGAGCAAGACAAAAAGUCUUGGAUGACGUCAAUUCAAGGAAGAUUUUUAUCACGCAAGAUCUUGCAAUGAAAUUCUUGCCACGCCUUUUCAAAGAAACACAGAUGGAAUGGUUCGGUAAACAUGGAAUAAGUUGGUACAUCUUGCACUGUGUACGUUGCACCAGCUCAAAUGAAUGUGAAGUCUCUGUGUACUCGCACUUCUUUCGUCAGUCGAUCAACCAGAACAGUGAAGUUGUUGCUGCAGUUAUUUGUCACACCCUCCAGGAAGAAAAGGCAAGACACCCAGAGAUUAAUGAAGCAUUUUAUCGAAGUGACUGUGCAGGAUCGUAUCAUUCAGGCGGACUACUUGUUCCCAUACAGCAUAUCAGUAGGUUGACUGGUAUCUACAUCAAACGCUAUGAUUUCCCAGAGCCACAAGCAGGCAAGGGACUGUGUGACAGGAGCUCCGCCCACUAGAAAUCCCAUGUUAACCGGUUUCUUCAUGAAGGAAAUGAUGUUAUGUCAGCAGAGCAAGUCAAAAAAGCUUUGGAGUCACAUGGCGGUAUACAAAGUAUUGUUCCAUAUGUGGUAGAGUAUCCAGAGUCAGCCAGUAAGUGCCCCACACCGCGUAUUCCAGAUGUAAGUCUUCAUAACUACCAGUAUUGUAACGACGGCCUGAGGGUAUGGAAAGCAUACAAUAUUGGCACCGGGAAACUGGUUGCAUGGCAGAAUCUUGAUAAGGAUGGCAAGAUACUACCUUCUGAACUUAGAAUCAUUGAGAGUGGAUCACUGGGGAAUAGUGAAUCUGUUAAGAAAGAUAAUACUUGCUUGGCAGCAGAACUGCCUGGUCCGGUGAAACCUGUAAGGUCACCCGAAGAAUCUGGAGACGAGGAGAGAGAUUGUGGUCUGUUCAGCUGCCCUGAACCAGGGUGCGUCAAGCAGUACAUUACAAUGGGCAAGCUUGAAAAGCACAUCGCUGCAGAGAAACACACCUUUGAAGACGUUUCUGAACCUCUUGGUGAUAAAGUAAUCAAGAGAUGGGCCAAAUAGUUUCAACAAGUAACGUCAGAGAAUCUUUCAUCCCAACUGGAAAACAAAAUCUCUGCACUCCGUCUCAUAGAAGACCUCAGUGUGACCACACAUCAAGUUCUUCAGAAAGGCUGGGCUUUAAAGGUACCUAAGUGGGCAACACGUUUGUCUGACAAGGUCAGAAAUUACCUCCAAGAGAAAUUUGACGUUGUUAAUGCUACAGGACAUAAAGCUGAUCCUGUGCAAGUCUCCUUCGACAUGAGAUGUGCAAGAAAUGAGCUUGGCAGGCACUUAUUUGCCGAAAGUGAAUGCCUUUAAACACAGCAGAUCUGUUCAUUUUUCUCCAGGCUUGCCGCAGCACAGAGAAAGACCGUGCAAAGCCCAGCAGAUCUAAUUGAGGACGAAGUAUGAGAUGUAGAAAGUCAAGCAGAGCAAGUAUGAGACAGAGUUGCAAGAGCUGCAUGAAGGUAUCAUCGCUAAGGUUGCAGAGAAGCACCCUAUAUGUUAUGAAUGCUUUAACCUGUGUGAACUAAGUCAGCAAAACAAGUUGAAAAAGUUCAACAUAGGCAUGCUUGUAAGGAUUUGUGAACAUUUUGAAGUAGACAUCGCCACUGUUUCCAGAAACAGAAAGGAGGGUUUUAUUAAUCAAAUAAAAGAGCUCAUUGGAAGUUGCAGCUGCGAUAUGUAACUGUUUCAGUUAGAUUUACUAAGAUAGACUUUCAUUACAUAGAAAUGCUGGUUUAUGUAACUGAAGCUCAGAAAAGUUUUGAGAAAAGCGAAAAAAAAAGGUACCUGAUUACAUUACAUGCCUUAGAUACUGCAGAAAUUUAGUGUGGUGUAUGUAACCACCAUUUGGAUAAAGAUUGUGGUUGCAUGACUUAAAAAAAUCAGCCCAGUGACUUCAUGUCCCAUGUAACACACAAGUCUUAAUUGCGACAAGCUGAGGUGAUGGAACCUUUUCACUUUAAAUGAAGCCAGAGAAGUUGUUGUUUCUGGGAGAAAAGAAGCCAAGACAUUUUUAAAUUAAGAUAAAUAACGAAUUUAUUAUCUCAAAAAAUUGAAUAGCCUUUUGUAUUUAUGUGGUUUAGAAAAUCGGUCAUACGAGUUUAUGUUGUGUGUUAUUAACAAAUAACAGCUAUUAACAGCAUUGUCAAUAGCUAAUAUUAAAGUUGAACUGAAAAGUAUGUAAAGCCAGACAAGGAGUCUCUA
Molecule: messenger RNA, 2240 nt
Organism: Orbicella faveolata
Lineage: Eukaryota; Metazoa; Cnidaria; Anthozoa; Scleractinia; Merulinidae
Source: RefSeq, a predicted model, not a curated record